Messenger RNA from Bemisia tabaci, 5515 nucleotides. Its product is annotated as poly(A) RNA polymerase gld-2 homolog A. Gene Ontology annotation, biological process: RNA 3'-end processing. Lineage: Eukaryota; Metazoa; Arthropoda; Insecta; Hemiptera; Aleyrodidae. Gene Ontology annotation, molecular function: poly(A) RNA polymerase activity. The record is from RefSeq and is a predicted model, not a curated record.
UCACUGAUCCCUGAUUUACCCAUUUGACCGAUUACGAAAGGGAAGCGAUAGGGCACCGCGCCGCAGAUCGUGAUCCAAGCGUGCUUAGUGGCAGUUCAUGAUUUUUUUUUACACCGGUUGAAUGAAAUGUAAACAAGGUAUUCGUGCGGGUGUGGUGUCUCAACCAGAACAAGAUUCAGAGAAUUUUCACGGUCUCAAAUCCUCGAAUCUUUUUAGAGCGAAUCAAAAAAUUAGGCGGAAAUCAGUGCGUCCUUGAUUGAUCGGAUUUUUUCACAUUUCCUGUGAUUUCGCGCCUUUCGACAACCCUAUCGCUUUCCCAACCUGCGCACAAGUAACCGUUUUUAGGUUAGUGUCAGGAAUUUCUCGAAGUUUUUUCAGGAAUUAUCUCAAUUCUGUCCUGUAUUUGCGUGACAUUUUGAUGAUUGGAUAUUGGAUCAAAGUUGCAAUCAAAUAUUAAAUCGUUGUUCUGCAUUGAAAAUUGCAACCAUUCAACUAUCGUGCUGGACAAACUCUACCUUAGUACUAUUCAUCGAAGCACUGAUCUUGUUCCCAGCUCGUCACUCUAAUCAAGCUAGGAACCUCAAAUUGUUCGUCUCUAUUAAAUUCAUCCAUCUGAUUAUUGUGCAUCAAUCUGUAGAAAUUUGUUUGGAACUGCGUUUGCAAGCUGUCAAUGGUUAUUACUUUGAUGAUACUCUGCACAACUGUUAUGAGAACUGGAACAUCCUGAUAAAACAUCUUUGAAGUGAAAUUUUGCGCCAGAAAGUCAUUUAUGCACACCAAGUAGUACUUUUUUUUACUUCUCUUGAAUUUAUUAAUAAUAAAAGCAAUAGGUCCCAAAAAAAUUUAAAUAGAAGAAAAUUUAAUAGCACAGAAAAAAUCUGGAAAUUCCUUUGUGUAAAUAGCUCUCAUUCAUAGAAAGAUAAUAUUUUAAUUUACUAGCUUUUGAGUAAAUUUUGGAUUUCGUUCGUUUUUCCAUUCAUAUUUAUUUUUAUUUAUUUAUUUAUUAUUUUCUCUUUUUCUAUUGUGAAUAAUUUGUGCGUCCCUCUUUUAGUAUGGUUCUAUCAUCGGGUGCUGACUUGUGAUAAAAUACAAAUUAAUUGUCUUUGUGAGCCCCUUGGACAUUACUAGAAAUGAGAAGUGAUAUUUUUGUGUGAUAUUAACUGUAGCCAAAAAAAAGAAGGUAAUUGUACUUAUGUAGCUUAACCUCCUAGCAAGUGUAAAAAGUAAAUUUUUUUUUUAAAAAAAAAAAAGAUUCUAGUGGAGUCACUCCAUGAUGUUUCACACUACGUAUCAGCCCCACUUUGUGUUUCAAAUGCCAGGACAUCAUCCUAAUCAUUUCAACGAUCGCUUGCCGCGUCCUCCUCUUGAUAUCUAUCCAAUGAUGGGAUAUGAAAUCACGCCAGUACGCCAAAGGCAGUACUGGUCAGCCCAGCCAAAAGUCAAUGGCCGAUGGCGGGAGUUCGAGAUGCCACCACCUGCCUCUGCUCCAGGGCCGCGCCACUCUAAAUUUACAAAACCCAUGAAUCAUCAUCAUUGGAAUCAUCAGAAUCAUGGCAACAACAACAAUUCAAACAAUUUAAACCAUGUUAAUCAUCAAAACCGUAGUGAUAUCCGCAAUUUCAAAUCCUCUAAUCACUCAACGAGAACAAAUCAGACUCAUGCAAACAACAAUAACAACCAAAAUCAGAAUCGAGGAGAUGAUUCAAGCGACAGUGGUGUCUCAUCAAGAUCCCCAACGCCAAACAACUGCACAUACCUUGGCUGUAGUGAAGGUGAUCGCCUCGACAAUACCUCAGAAGACUCUACGUCUGCUGACUCAUCCAAAGAUGUCAAACGAUUAAAUGAACUGAACGGUUCAGCACCAAAUAAAAUUAUGAAUGGUGAGCUGCACUUCAACGGCUCUAACCCACAGUAUCGCAACUUCUCGGUGAAUCGAGGCUAUAGUCAUUCGAAUAUCCUUCACAUGAAUUAUCAGGGUCAACCUAAAAAACGUGUUCUUGUUCAGUAUCAUCCACCUUUUCAACAAAAUAACCGUCCGCCCCCUCUGCGAAAAAUAUCCAGCAUGGGAUUUCACACUCCGCCUCCAAUAGUAUCAAAAUCGCCCAUAUCUUACUACUCACCUGAUAGAUUUCUUGCAAGAUCUCAUUUAAUGGAAAUCAAAGAUCAACCGAAGCAUUUAAUAGCAACAAAUGACAAUUUAUCCAAAGCCAUUUGGGAAAAAUUUGUGUUCAAUCAGCAGUCAGAAGACUUGUACAGACGAAAAGUUUCUUUUUGGAAAUAUCUCUACCAGUUCAUUCAGAACAAGUUCCCAAGCUAUGGCCUGUGUUUAGUGGGCUCGACCAUGACUGGCUUCGGAACUAAUAAAAGUGAUAUAGAUAUGUGCUUAGUAGUUCAUAAUUCCGAAAUAGACCAGCGGAAUGAAGCUGUUUACCAUCUCGGAAAUUUACUUGAGUACCUGUACAAACUGCAUUUUGUGGAAAAAUUAGAUUUAAUUCAUGCCAAAGUACCUAUUUUGAAGUUCCGGGUCGCUAAAGAAGGAAUUGAUGUUGAUUUGAACUGCAACAAUGCUGUUGGUAUUCGUAAUACCCACCUCCUUUACUGUUACGCACAAGCUGACUGGCGAGUGAGGCCUCUUGUGAUGAUCAUCAAAUUAUGGGCGCACCAUCACAACAUCAAUGAUGCCAAAAACAUGACUAUCUCAAGUUACUCCCUAUCCUUGAUGGUCAUCCAUUUUUUGCAAUGUGGUGUAAACCCUCCCGUCCUUCCUUGCCUGCACAAAAUGUAUCCAGGAAAGUUUUCACCUCAAAUAGACAUAUCGCAAGUUGAUAUGCACGAAGACCUCCCGCCGUACAAAUCAGCAAAUAAGAUGACGUUGGGUGAACUUCUCAUAAAAUUCUUCCAUUACUACGAUACUUUUGAUUUUGUUCACUCUGCCAUCUCAGUUAGACUUGGUUGUCGCAUUCCCGCAGAAGAUUGUAGGAAAAAUCGCUCUCUCAAAAAUGAACCUCAUUCAUGGAAGUACUUAUGUAUUGAAGAGCCGUUCGAUUUAACCAACACUGCUCGGUCCGUUUUUGACGCAGAAGUAUUUGAUCGAAUCAGGAAUGUAAUCAACUCAUCCCACAAAGCCCUGAAGAACACGCGCAAAUUGGACUCCAUCUUUAGGUUAAAUUUUCUCAAAUGAUCUCAUAAUUUUAUUUCUUUCUCUGCUCCUCUCUAUUUAUUUAUUUCUUUGUUCACAUAUUUAUUUAUUCUUUAUUUCCAUCAUCUUGCCUCUUUUCUUUACUCUUUCUUUUCCAGUGAGGACCUCAAGUUUCUAUUCCAAAUCAGUGGUUUCUCACUGCCUCAGGCUUAAACUGUCCUUGAAAUUCUGUAUGCAUCAUAUAAAUUUAAAAAAAAAAAAAAAUAAACAAAAAAAGUACCAAAAAAUUUAUGCAUGUACGCAUCAAAAAGAUCAAAAAGUUUAAAAAAAAAUUAGGAAUUCCUAAGAAAAAAAUAAUGGGAAAAAAAAUUACAAAUUUUGGCAGUAUAUAGUAAUAACUUCAGGAAAAGCACUUUUCUUGGCAUUUUAUAAAGACAUUUUUUUUUUAUUUUUACUGCAGAAAAAUCAAUUAUUAUCGGUAAAGUUUUUCUCAAAAUACCACUUUAGUAUUCUGGCUGUCUUCUCUUUAUUUUCUCCGCCUAUCUGUAUUGUUAUGUUCAGCUUUCUUCUUUCUCUCCCUUUAGUAUAGUUUUUAUUGUUCGAAGACUGAUUUUUCUGGUACGUAGGUGCUCCUCAAAAUGCAAUUUUCCGAUUUUUCUUCUUUUUUUUUCCCAAUGGAGAUUAUUUUUAUUAUCAUUAUUUUUCUUCUUCUAGAGCUAUUAAUUUCAACUUGCUCCAAUAGCCAGUAUUCGUAGAAGAUUGAAUUUGAGGUGUGUGCUCUCUUUCAAUGUAUAUCUUCAACAUUAGUUUUUAUUUCAUCAUGAUGUUAUUUUUCAUGGAAUACCUGAAAAACGUACAAUUCAAAACUUUCAAAUUGCAAAUAGAUAUUCGUAAAUGAAGUCUGCUUUCUGAAAGCAGUCAAAUAACUAACAGUCAGAAAACCCAUAAAUGUUAUAAAAAAAAAUUAAAACACUUUUGAAAAAUGUUAAAAAAAAUUAAAAUAUAAAAAAAACAUUUUAGAAAAAAAGUAUGUAAAAAAAACACAGAAAAAAACUUAAAAAAACAAAAAACUAAAAACUAAAAAAAAAAAUAAUAAAUUAAAGAAGUUUACCUUCGCCCAACUUUUAAAAUCUACUGUUUUUUUGUUUGUACCAGGACUCGGGCUUCUAUAGUCCCAAAACAUUAUGCACAGCUGUAGCUGUUUCUUUAAUCAUUGCCAAGAUCUUUAAAACUCAAUGCCUUUAUUAUUUAUUGAUUUUUUAUCGUCCAGGCUGAGAGAACUGGGCCUUGCUUGUGCCCUGUAUCUUAAUCAUUUCUCUUUCUUUUUCUUCUUCACCAACCUCCCUUCAAUGGCACCUAUGAUGAGGCGGAAUUGGUGGUAAACAAUUUUUGCAAUCAUCGAUCCUCGUCUCAUCAUAUUCGUUCUGGUCGUUUUUGUGUCCGACAAAUGAAAAUGAACCAAACAUCUCCUAGAACAGACCCACUCUUACAUUCCUAGAGCAUUGUGCUCAAAAUAAACCAGUGUCCAGUUUUUGCCAUCAAUUUUCAAUAGCCCUCCUCCCGGUGUUCCUCAGUUUUUGAGCUUAACGAAGACCUUGUAGGAUCAUCAUAAAAACAGUUUCCGUUGAUUUGCAGGAAAGACAAAAAACUGGCACUUCCUCGCAAAAGCUUAGUCUUUUGGAUUAGAAUCUUAUUUUUUUUAUCAAAAAUCACCAUUCCUCAGGGCUCUUGCCUCCAACCAUUGGGGCAUUGCAAAACAAGAUUUGCAUUACUUACUCCUAGACACGAACUUUAGUCAUGAUGAAAAUUCAGGAUCCGAAGGAAUUAAAUUGUUGUUCAGCCCAUUUUAAUUCAUUUCAUUCUACAAUAUUUUGAUUUCUUCAGUUCUCUCCUCUGUAGUUGACAACAAGUCUACAUUUCCUCUUAAUUUGUAUCGGUGGAAAUCAAACAGUCUGAACGCAACUCAGUGCUGAACCGGUCUAUUGUAUCACAGAUAGUUUAUUUUUUAUUUCAUUUUUUUUUGCUUCGUUUAAAGCAUGACAGAUCCGUAUCAGCACUAUUUUUUUCUGCUCUCCCCGUUUCAAAACCAAGCAACGCAGUUAUUUUUAUCAAUCAUGAAGUUGAGAUUUGCAUUUAUUUGUAGUCCCCAGUCUCAUCAAACUGCUCUCGCUCAUUCCAUGAUGGGGCCUAAUCUGCGCUGUGAAGUGUUUAUUAAAAUUGUUUAAGUUUUAAAUACUCUAUCUGUUCCAUGUUGAAAGUAUUAGUCCCUGUAUUUGUUUUCAAGUUGUCAUAGUUGAAAUCUUUUGUAUCAUCUUUUUUACUCAACUUGUUGCAAAAAAUGAACCCAAAAACAAAUAAAGGAAGAUAAUAACUACA